AUGGCGCCGGGAGGGGCGCCUACCGAUGCCAAUCUCCAUGAAUUGGCUCAGAAUGGACAGAAAAACGACGGCGACAAGUCGACGACGACCCUCUCGACGAUAGCCGUCAAAGCCGGCGUCAAUGCCUCCAUUGUCGUUGCGCUUCUGAAAGUUGGAUAGAUUAGAAGACAAAGUCUACAAAAACAUGUUUCAGAGCGCCGGCUUCAUCCAGCUUCGCGUGGACGAAAUGCAACCGAAGCUUCUUUCGAUCGGAAAUUCAUCUCAAGAAGCCAAGGAUCUGCUCAGAAUCCACGAUGAUCUUAUUUCUAGACUUCAAGUACGUUCCUUGCGUCUUUCUAAUACAAAGUAUCUCAUCGCAGGAUAAAGACGAUCAAGUAGUAGCCCUUCUGAACCGAGCCGACAGCCUCGGAGCGGAAAAGACGAAUCCGAACGAAGCGAUCGUUUACGACGAAAUGGCAAAAAGUUUGCGGGAGGUUUGUACUCUUCUUUUUCUUACGCAGCUGCACAUAAAUCAGGCACAUUAAUCUGAAUGGAAUCCGGAUGCAUAACCCGUUUUCUUUCGAAUUCGCUUCUUUUGAAGUGCCCGACCUUGAAAUGUCGCAUCUUCAGACUUGGCGAUCCUUGAAUCGACAGCUUCUGCUUCGUGGAUACAUGCUCCGAGAGACUGUACAGUUUUACACAUUGGCAGAAAGCCAUGAAAAGGUAAGCGAAGGCAGUUGGCUCGAGCAAUUGUUAACAAUCUUUUCAGAUGACUGCAAAGACUAUUGAAAUUGUACAACAGGUAAAUGGACAGAACUCUGCACAGCUUCAGUCGUCCAUCGACAAACUCAUCAACGGUAACUUCAUAUUCCUUUUCUCACAAUGAGUUUUCACUUUCAGAUAUCAUCGACACGACGGCUUCCGCUGUCGAUCUCGGAUCUUCAGUUCUCUCACAAAUCCGUACUCUCGGCCAGCUCGACGACAACCCAGAGAGACCCCAGGAGAUUUUAGAAGCGUCGAUCAAAAUCGAAACGGUCAUGCUCAGGUUGGCAGUCAGGUUUCAAAUCUUCCAAACAAAGCUGUAGUUUUAUAGAGUUGCUGCCGAUUGGGAGACAUCGGAGAGUCUGUGGCAGGAGAGAAAGUCGGCAGUGUCCCAGCAGAAGACGACGACGACGACGGAGGACGAGUUGGUGGUGAUUGAGCAGUGGCUGGCAUACGCCGAAAAGAAGGUGAAGGCCCUCAACGAAUCGGGACAGAAGAACGUGCUUUCCGAGGGAAAUGUGAGUGAAUGAAAUUAAGACGUUUUACUUUUUUCCAACUACCAAACUUUCAGAAGCACGUGGCUCGCCUCCGUGAUCUGGCUCAGACUCCUUCUUCGGACGGCGGACGCAUUUCGCAUCUGUCCGGAAGAAUCGAAGAAUUCUUGCACUAUCUGAAGACCAGAAUGAACCGUUCUCAGCGAAUUCACGCCUACCUUCAAGCCGCCAAGUCGAUGGUAUCUCAGCUGAACAUGAUGGCAGAGGACAUGAAGAGAGCGAACGCGGCGAUGGCCGGAGAAUUGGCGCCGCUCGCCAAGCAAAAGGCUUCUCCGCUCAUUCACGAAGGAAAGGACAUUGCCGGUAGGCUUCCGGCUCUUUCAGUCAAUUCUGUAAACAUGUUUCCAGCGAAGGAAGUGCUGAGCUAUGAAGAGCAGAGACUCGUUCGCCAGUACGUGGAGGAUCUGACUUUGAAGCUGAGAGAGAUUGAAGAGUUGUCAAAACAACGGAAGGAAUCCGGAAAGACCACUUCUCAUGUAUAAACUUUCUUUUUUUUCUGACGUGUUGAAAGAACCGUUUCAGUUCUCAAGCAUCAAAACGUGGCUAGACGGACCGGCUGCUGCAUUCCUGGCCCAAAAAGGCGAUAUGGGUGGGAACCUGAACGACGCCCGUGACUUUGUGGCUGUCCACAAGCAGUUCGCAACUGACGUCGUCAACCGCGACGCUGACGUGAUGACUCUUCUGGCCAAGAAACCGCAGAUGUCUCCUGAAGAGGAACAACAACUCGGCGAGUUUGUGAAGAACUACGAGAAGAUCAAGGACAUUCUGGAGAACCGCAUCCAAAUCGGAACCACUUACGAGCAAGUUCACAAGUUCGGAAAAGAUCUGGAAGGAUCUUUCGAUGCUCUGCAGACUCUGUUGGAAAACAAUCAGGAAUACACGAAUGAAAAGGUUGCCGCGCAGAUUGCCAACGUUUUCCAGAUGAUUCUGGAGACGUUGAGUCAGGAAAAACAUCAAGGUUUGCACUUCUCGAGCUGUUUCACUUCUUCAAAAUCUCAUUCUUUUAGGCGAAAAGUUCAUUUCGAAUGCAACUCAAAUUGGAAAGUCUGACGAAUGGCUCAACAUUCAACGUGCCACCGAAGCCGUUCGAAACAUGAUCACUGAUCAUGAGAACAGAUUCAAAUACGUGCAGCAUAAGUGGAAUGAAUGGCAGAGAGACAAGGUAAGAUUUCGGAUAGAAUCGAGACAUCCGAGUGAUUAUUGUAGAGUUCGCAAACAAAAGUGGAGCGAGUAAUAGAAGAGAUACAAAUGUGGCAGACGGAUGUGCUCGAGUUCAUCGGAAGAGUGGAUAAGGCGACGGUGACAAAAAGAGAAGUGAGGAGAGAUUCUGAAGAACUUAGAGACAUUGAUAUUGCAGGAAGUGGAUGAGAUCCAAAAACGUAUUGCUUCCUUCGGAGGGGCUGCCGAAGAGCACAAGAAAACUCUGGAGAGUCUGAAAGAAGAGAGCUCGAAUGAAGAGCAGAUCAGCCGAGUCAAUGUUCUGAUUGAUAAGAACGACUACAUCAAAACGAGAUUGGAUCAGCUGAGCCAGAAGAUCGAGUUGAACUCACUGCUCAAAGUGGUGGAAGAUGUGCAAAUCUGGCAAGAAGAGGUCGUUGAGAUCAUCAGAAAUCUCAACCAAGUGGUCACGACGCACACGAAUAACCAGGAACAGUUUGAGCAGGUGAAACGGAAGAUCGAGGAUCUGAAAGUGGAAGUGAACAAGAAGAGCGAGCAUCUGGAAGCAUGUAAAACGCUUUCGCAGAGUAAGAAAACGAUUGAGUAAUCUGAAAAAUGGCUUGUUCCAGAUGAAAUCUUCCAAACUCAACUGCACAAAACCAUUGUGAACCAGGAACAGAUCCGACAGACUACACAGGAACUCCAAGAGAAAUUGGAACUCACUAAGCUGAUCCGAGUGGUGAACGAGAUUCAGAUGUGGCAAGAGGAAGCGAUUGAGAUCAUCCGAAUGCUGGACAGAACGCAGCCGGCCAACAUCCAGGAGGCCAACGAGCUCAUCGACCGAGUGCACGAUUUGCAACAGACUGUGGAGCAUAAAUCCACAAAGAUUCAAGAAGUCAAGAGAAUGUCGCAAGUGCCUGAAUUCGUUCGGAAGAUGGAUGAAGUGGAGCACGUACAGGAGCAGAUCACACAUUUGACGGUGGAAUUGGAGGAGAAGCUCGAGCAGCAGAAGUUGGUGAAAGUAACGGAACAGAUUCAAAUGUGGCAGGAGGAGAUGGUCGAGAUCAUUAAGAUGUUCGACAGUACGCCAAUGAAGACUGUGCAGGUAUUCAGAUCUGGGUAGCAAUCACUUGGUUUGAUUUGAUUUCUUCAGGAAAGUCAAGAGCUGCAAGAGAAGGUGAAACUCGUGAAAGAAGCGAUUGAAGUGCAGCAGCCAAAGAUCGAGGAAGUCGUCUCGAAGGCCACGGACGUCGAGGUCAAAACUCAAGUGGCGAGGGCAGUUGAGAAGCAGAAGGUUAUCAGAGAAAUGGCAGAGAACCUGGAAAGGAAAGCCAUCACCGCCAGCUUCGAACUAUCUCGACCUCAACAAACAGUCGAGGAAACAAAGACGAUCGAGCUGACAACCUUGGAGCAAACUCAGAUCACGCUGACUCCCGAGGAGAAGAGGGAACUUCAGAUCUUGAAAAAGAUUGUCGAAGAGAUUCAAAUGUGGCAAGAAGAAACGAUCGAGAUCAUACGACUAGUGGACAAGACACCGAAGACAGUCCGCGAAUCGGAGACUCUCGUGCACAAAGUCAGUGAGAUCCAGCAGUCGGUGGAGGCGCAAACGAGAAGACUCGAGGAUGCUUCAAGGUUCACAAAGAAUGAGGACUACACGAAGACAGUCCAGGAGACCAUGACGAAGCAGCAACAAGUUCAACAGCUGGUGAAGGAACUCCACGAGAGAGUGAGUAGAAAAGGUGGUAAUUCUAGUGAGAAUCAUUCAUAAUUUAGGCGGCCGCUCAGCAUAUUGUAGUCAAAAAGCAAGAAGAAGAGCGGGCUCGUGUCCAAGCUCCACAAAUCUUGACUCAACUCAAAGAUGCAGAGGUGAAUACGUGUUUGUCAGAAACGUUCUUGAUCCAGUUAAUUUGCAGGUAGAUGAAGGCUGUCGGUACGAGUUUGCGGCCCGAAUCAACGGAGCACCGGAGCCCACAAUCUCUUGGAUGAAGGAUGGAAUCGAUGUGAAAAGCAACAUGGACUACCGUCAGGAGUACGUGAACGGAGUGGCUACCCUCGUCAUCGAAGAGAGUUUCAUCGAGGACACUGCCGAAUACACGGUCAAAGCCACAAACAUCGGAGGCACCGCGGCCAGCAGCGCUAAUCUGGUCGUCAAAUGUAAAUGGGUUUCUUCGAGACACUUCUAAAUCAUUUGUUCAGCAAGAAGUGCAAUGUCAUCCGCCAUUCUCGAAGAGGACAAGCCGCGAUUUGUGAAACAGAUGCAGAGCGUGCAAGUAAACGAAGGAGAAACCGCCAGAUUGGAUUGUGUGGUCGUCGGAAAGCCGGAGCCAGAAGUCGCGUGGUUCAAGGAGGAAACGGCGGUAAAGGAGAGCGAGCGGGUUCAUCUCACGUUCUCCGGAGAUCACUGUCAGAUGGUCAUUGACCGAACAGGUAAGAAUUGGCAGGUUGAGAAGCCUCAUGAGAUCUAUUUCAGUUCCACUCGACACUGGCACCUACACCGUUCGCGCCAAGAACGUGCAUGGUGAAGUGGCCAAUUUCUGUCAGCUCAGAGUGAUUCCGAGAAAGCAGGCACCGCCACAGACGCCGCCAAAGCCCAGAACUCCAAUCCAAAGACCUCCAGUCAUUCAGCCACCCCUCACUAACACCACGUGGCAAGAGGGAGAGACCGCAACACUUCAAGUGUUCUCCUACGGGGAGCCGAAGCCGAGAGUGCACUGGAAGUUCAAUGAUUUACCGGUGCAGACUUCAAGCCAAGUUCAGAUUUCUGAGCAGGAUGACGGAUGGUCCCGACUCACAAUCCAACAGAUCUCGCCUGUGAACGCAGGAAUGUACACGGCAAUCGCGGAAAAUGAGGUCGGAGAGGCGGUGACCGGAGCAACUGUCCAUGUGCAGCCAUCUUUGAAACGAGUGGUCACCACUGAACACCAUCUGCAGGAGGAAAUGGACGAACAUAUCGGACAGCCCGUGCAACAAACAGUUAUCACUAAGAAGAACGAGCAGUAUGAAUCGAGAGAAAGAGCAGCGUUCCCGCAACCAAGAGAGCCGGAGAAAAUCACGGAUGAGAAGAGAUGGGUGGAACUGGUGGAGCAGCACUUCGAGGAGCACCUCUCCCAGAGAUCCAUCUCUCCAGUGCCACAGACCAGAGAUGUCAGAAAGAUUGAGACACAGCAGAGGUGGAUUGACACUAUCGAUGAGAUUUGGUCCCCACCGAGAGAAAUCGAGGUGAAGGAGACUAGAACAACGUCUGGAUUGGACCAAUACAGUUCCCACAGUGUCCACGAACCAUCUCCGAAGCCAGUUGGAUAUCGGACGACCACAACCACCACAUCCGUGUCUCACAUCGGACAGUCUCACGAGCCACUUCAGCCAGCAAUAGGAAGAUCGACUUCUUCGAAUGAGACCGUCAGAACAAUGAACGUGGCGACGAUCAGACAGUCGCCCCAAAGGGAACUCUACGAGGCCAGAACAACUCCAGGACCCACGUCUGAGCACGUGGCCACCAUUCGGAAGACUCCCGUCAGAGAGACUCACCAGUCUUCGCUUUCGAAGGCCCCGUCCCUUGAAAACGUGGCGAAGAUCCGUCAGUCACCGCUUCCAGAGACGCACAUAUCUACGUUGACCAGAAGAAGUCCUUCUGUGGAGAACAUUGCAAAGUAUCAGCCAGCUGCUCAGCCGGAUACUCACAGAGCAACCACUACUGGCGGGCAGCCUGUGGCCAACAUUGCGGUAACUGUCGAACUCAUUUCCGUUAAUCAAUGUUUGUUUUCAGCAAGUGCACGCUCCAGCGCAGCCAGAACGUCAGGCGAUCACUAAAGAAGCUCCGAAGAUUGAUAGAAUCGAUGAUAUUCUGGCGACUCCUCACAAGGACACAGUGACCACUGUUGUGAAGCAGACGGAAGUUAUCACUAGUGAUAUUGAUGUAGGCGAUUCCCUGGAUGACGUUUUACAAAAGGCAUAAUAAUAAUUUCAGAAGAAGUAUCAAGAACAGCAGCAGAAGCAGACUCAAGUCACGAGCACGGUGACUGAGACCACUUCUGGAGAAGGAUGGGUGCAACAUCAGCUUCAAGACUUUGUGGAACCACACAAGUCCACGGUUACUGUCAAGAAGCUGGACAUUGAAGAAUCGGAGAACAUCAACCAGCAACAGUUUGCCCAGCCAGAGCAAAAGCACGUGGUCACUGAACAAGUUGAAGAAGAAGUUCAAAAAGAAUCGAGAAUUCCGGUGAAACGAGAGCCGAAGACUACGACUACAGUCACGGAAACGAGUUCGGGAGAGGGAUGGGUGCAGCAAGUGCAUCAAGAUCUUCAGCAGCCACACUUGUCAACUGUUUCUGUAAAACGAUUGGAUAUCGAAGAAGGGGAGAACAUUCACAGACAGGUUUUCUUAUUUUAAGAUUCAAGCGGAGAGUGAAAAAUAACUAGUUUCAGAACUUUCAACAAGUUCCACAACAGCAAGUGAAAAACACCAGACAGAGGGAGGAAGAAGAAUCAAGGAUCAUAAAUGAAUCCAAGAUUCCAGUGAAAAGAGAACCGAAAACUACUACGACGGUGACCGAAACGACUUCUGGAGAGGGAUGGGUCCAACAAGUACAUCAAGAUAUGCAGAGACCAGAACAGUCGACAGUGACCGUGAAGAGAUUGGAUAUUGACGGAGAAGAGAACAUCCAACGCACGCAGCAGUCCAGAAUCCCUCAGCAAGUUAUCACGGCCAAGACAGAAGAAGAGGUUGACCAGAGAACGAAGAAUGAAUCCAGAAUCCCAAUCAGAAGAGAACCUAAAACGACUACAGCCGUGACGGAAAUCACUUCUGGAGAGGGAUGGGUUCAGAAUGUGCACACGGACGCAGCUCAUCCACAAAGUUCGACAGUCAGUGUGAAACGAUUAGGAAUUGACGAAGAGACUGUCAAAAAGAGCGCUAGACCAAUUAGCAAUGAAAUUAGACGGCAGACCGACGAAGAAUCAUCCAUCAGACAUAGAGACAGCUUCAUCCAGGCGUCAGACGUAGAAGGAUUCUGGACGGACGGAGCGUACACCGACUCCGCCCCCACGCCGCCCCCGCAGCCAAUUCACAGAAGCACUGCCGAAGACAAUAUGCAACGGAUCGGACUUUCGAGAACAACGACUGAGCCAGAGUUCAUUAAGGCUUUCGAAAGGGAGUACACGGUGGAAGAGGGAGGACGGAUAGCCAUCGAAUGCGUUCUCGUUGGCAAUCCGAAACCGUCUGCCCGCUUCUUCUUCAAUAACAAACAAGUCACUGAGAAGUCGGAGUUCUUGAAGGUAGGGAGUGACUUUUUAGGAAUCGAGCAAACAAGUAACAUUCAGAUUUGCCACGUGAAUGACACCUACUCCAUCAUCAUCAGUCCUGCCAAACUCGAGCACGCCGGUUACUACAAGAUGAUCGCCGAGAACAAGAGAGGAGUCACCGAAUCGCUGACGGUCCUGCACGUCCGUCCGAGAUCUCUGCAAACAUAUCAGCAGCAGAGACAGCAGGAAACAAGACUGCAGCAACAGAAACAACAGGCUCAAGCGGCCGGACCGACAGAAUACACAACGGUCGAGGAAGAGUUCGCAAUGUUCGAGUACGAACAGAGAAGGCCUCUGAAGCACGAGACGACUAAACUGGCGACGCCUCCGCCGGCCAAGCGGAUUCAGCAGGAACACCGCAAAGACGAGGAGCAUCUGGAGACGUACGACCUGGAAGGAAAGAAGACGAACGGACAUCCACCGCACUUCACUCAAACCCUUGUGUCCACUGUCGUGGCCCAGGGAGAGAGCACGACUUUCGAAGGAAUAGUUACCGGAUGGCCAGCCCCGACUGUCGAAUGGACCAUCGACGGAACGCCCCUCGAUUUGAAGGAUGUGAGAGUGUCGAACAUUGGAGGAAGGGUCUCCCUUAACUUCCUCAAUUGCCAGUUGUCACACGCAGGAAAGUACAUGUGUACGGCGAAAAACACGAGUGGAGUGGCCACGAGUAGUGCCCAACUGGUUGUUAGACGUGAGUUUAUCAGAAUCGAGACAAUAACAGACUUGUUUUAUUUUCAGCGAAGACAGUCGCUCCGGACUUUAUCCAACGGCUGAUCAGUGAGGAAGUUGAAGAAGGAAGCCAGUUGAAAUGGACCGUCCGAGUGACGGGAGACCCAUUGCCUAAGGUCAUUUGGAUGCGCGACGGAUACGAAAUUCCGGAUUGCGAGGAAGUGAGGAUUGUCGAUGUAAGUUUUACUAAUAACCUAAUGGACUAGUGGGAAUCUCAAUUUUCAGCACGGUGAUGGGUAUCAUUCUUUGGUGAUUGUCCGAGUGGAAGGUGCCGACAGUGGCCAGUUCACUUGCUUGGCCGAAAACAUUGCCGGAGAGGCGAGAAGCACCGCCGAUCUGGUUGUUCGACCGUCCGGCACUGCGCCCGGAAACUAUUUCCAUGUGACAAAAGUGACACAAGAGAAACAGGUAAUCCCUUGAAUAGUAUCUGAAUGAUAUUCUGUUUUUGAAGGCCAAAGGAGCGGAGCCCACGACGACGAGCGCAUUUUCGAUCGAGACGCCGCGACAGAGCGAAAUGUUGUGAGCGAAGUUAAUUUUAUUUUACCAAUUCAACAUUUUAAUAAUUCACAACUGCCAUCCACUUUGUUAUUCUUUCAUCCUCUUCUUUUGUAAUUAUUAGUCCUUUUCACCGAAUAAAUGAUCAUGUCUUGAAUGCCACUAUGACGUGGCAAGUGUCGUCGUCGGGGGGGCCGAGCAGCGGCUGCCACAGCAACCGCACUCACUCUCUCUCUUCUCACGCACCCAUUCUCAUCCUUACAACUGCUUUAUCGAGCUGUCCCCUCCAUGCGAUUUGCUAUCCUUUUGUUCGUCCUGAUUAUUCACGGAUUAUCCUAUCAGCCAUUGCUGCCAGAGUAGGUUUUAACGGAGAACUCGAUAAUAUAUGAAGGAAAACUUUUGUCAGUAAUGAUGCGGAGAUUUUGGAGUUCAGAAAGAAGCUUCUGAGAAUCGAGCAGAAUGAUCGUCAAAUGGCUCAUUGGCACGAUCUGUUCACCGAAGCGGUCAGUCGACAUUUCGAUGUGAGUUCGUCUGAUCGGCUCUCUUUUUCGUUUUGAUCAUCGGAUUCUUCAGGAAAUGUUGUUCAAAUACGUGUUGUGUGCCUGCUUCUUCAUUUCGUACGUUCCCAUUUUCAUUUGUUCAUUGAACUAUAAUCCAUUGUUCUGUUCAGACUCUACUUCUUCGCGGAUUGGGCGUUAAUGAUUAUCCGGGACGUGCGGCUCACCGUGCAAACUUUCAGAGAAACGCGAAGAGAGAUGAGAAGUGAGAAAACUGAAAAAUGAAGAGGAAGAGGCUUUUCAGGGGACCGAGAAAGAAGACGUGCAGAACUGAAACGGCAAUUGGAGAUGUGGGUAGAGGCGAGCAGACAAUCGAGGCUUCUGGGUGUCCGACGAUGA
Messenger RNA from Caenorhabditis sp. 36 PRJEB53466, 9874 nucleotides. The record is from the annotation of a GenBank genome assembly. NCBI's taxonomy places the organism in Eukaryota, Metazoa, Nematoda, Chromadorea, Rhabditida, Rhabditidae.